UCAAGCUGCAAGCACGACGUCACGACUACUAACUAGUCCUCAUUCACCAUAAAUCAUUCAUUAGCCCGCUUGGACGCAUCGUUGCAUUCAAUUAUGGCUCGUUUGCACCGCGUCUCAAUGUACUUCUCCAUCCUUAUUUUAAUCUAUCUUCUGGUGUUAUUGGAGGUCCUGCCCAUACCAUUCAUCGAUGCCAGUGUAGCCCAAGAGAUCCUUCCUGUCAUCCCGUGGUGGCUUUUGGUGUCAUUCGGGUCGUAUUCCCUCUGGAGUCUCGGCUGGGGGGUUUGUACAUUCCGUGACUGUCCCGAAGCUUAUCACGAGUUGCUGCAGGAAAUUGAUGAAGCCAAAAACGAUCUCCGAAGUCGGGCUGUCACCGUCGACUAG
This is a messenger RNA of Suillus bovinus, 381 nucleotides long. RefSeq names its product dolichol-phosphate mannosyltransferase subunit 3. The transcript has 3 exons. The record is from RefSeq and is a predicted model, not a curated record. Gene Ontology annotation, cellular component: dolichol-phosphate-mannose synthase complex; endoplasmic reticulum membrane. Lineage: Eukaryota; Fungi; Basidiomycota; Agaricomycetes; Boletales; Suillaceae. Bases 94 to 381 code for a protein of 95 amino acids. Gene Ontology annotation, biological process: GPI anchor biosynthetic process.